This is a messenger RNA of Perognathus longimembris pacificus (Pacific pocket mouse), 741 nucleotides long. Its product is annotated as chromobox protein homolog 3-like. Gene Ontology annotation, biological process: negative regulation of transcription by RNA polymerase II; chromatin organization. NCBI's taxonomy places the organism in Eukaryota, Metazoa, Chordata, Mammalia, Rodentia, Heteromyidae. The coding region runs from base 58 to 609 and encodes 183 amino acids. Gene Ontology annotation, molecular function: chromatin binding. Gene Ontology annotation, cellular component: nucleus; pericentric heterochromatin. The transcript has a single exon. The record is from RefSeq and is a predicted model, not a curated record.
GCUGCAGGAUGGCGACCGGAGCAUCUGAGUAAUAACUCUUCAAGUCUACAAUUAAAAAUGGCCUCUAACAAGACUACAUCGCAAAAAAUGGGAAAGAAACAGAAUGGAAAGAGUAAAAAAGUUGAAGAAGCAGAUCCUGAAGAAUUUGUUGCAGAAAAUGUACUGGACCCACUUGUAGUGAAUGGGAAGGUAGACUAUUUCCUGAAAUGGAAGGGAUUUACAGAUGCUAAUAAUACUUGGGAACCUGAAGAAAACUUAGAUUGUCCCGAAUUAAUUGAAGCAUUUCUUAAUUCUCAAAAAGCUGGUAAAGAAAAGGAUAGUACAAAAAGAAAAUCUUUAUCGGACAGUGAAUCUGAUGAUAGCAAAUCAAAGAAGAAAAGAGAUGCUGCUGAUAAACCAAGGGGGUUUGCUAGGAGUCUGGAUCCUAAAAGAAUAAUUGGUGCCACAGACAGCAGUGGAGAAUUGAUGUUUCUUAUGAAAUGGAAAGAUUCAGAUGAAGCUGACUUGGUGCUGGCAAAAGAGGCGAAUAUGAAGUGUCCUCAGAUUGUGAUUGCUAUCUAUGAAGAGAGACUAACUUGGCAUUCUUGUCCAGAAGAUGAAGCUCAAUAAUUUUUUGCAUUGCUUUUUAUAUAUAUUUAUACAUAUAUAUAAAAUCAGAGUCUUGGUUUUUGAAUUAAUGGUGUGAAACAAUAACUGCAUUCUAAUGAAAAUCAAGUAUGACAUGUUGGUUUUGAAAGUAGU